CAGUGCAUAUACACUGGUAAUAAACCGGUGAAAAUUGCUAAUACCAGUGAACCAAUCAUAUUACCUUAUUUUAGACAUGUGACACGCGCGUAUUUUAACUGAAAAUAAAGAAAUUUCCAUGGCAAAAUUAUUUGUUAAUACUUGCUUUUUAAAAAUGGCCGCAAGCCUAAAAUUAGGAGAUACUUUCCCUGAUUUUCAAAGUUGUAUAAAUGCAGUCAAUAAGUUCGCUUUAACAAAUUAUCAUCCAUUAAGGAUAGAUAGUAAAGAAACUGUUGCUAGUCACAAUAAAAAGUUAAUUGCUGAUAAAGCUAUUGUCACAACAGAAGAGAUAUUCGCAUGCAGAUCGUAUUAUUUGGAUGGCUUUUUGGAUUCAGUUAACCUAUUUUGUAUAUAUGAAAGCCAAAUUAUUUAUUUAAAAUAACAUUGAAGUUGAUUUUUAUUAUUAUUAUUGCUUUCUCUACCUAUGAUUUUAUGAAUACUAUAAUUAAUAAGAUUUUUGUAAAUAAUAUUUAACAAAAGUCAACAGGUAAAUAAACCAAAUUUGUCUUUUAACUUUGUUACUUUUUUGUUUUGUGACAUCUGGACAACCCUGUGCAAGGGCAGAAACAAGGACGAUAAAACAAUGACGGUGAUGGCACAAGUCUGCUAUCUCUUUUGUUGUUCCUGUAUGGUUGACAAAUACAGGUGCGUUUGUAAACAUUUUGGUCAACCUAGAAAAAGAGAUGGCGUGACUGGAAAAAGAAAUCACCAAUCAGUACUUCCUUGUGGCUGUCAGGUGGCAUUGUAUAUUGCAUACAAUCCUGCAUUACCUGGAUAUAUGGUGCGCAACAUCAAUCUUGAACAUAACCAUCCAAUUGGUGCUGAAGAAUUUCAACUCUACUCAACAUCUAGAAAACCUACAAAGAAAAUUCUUGAAGAAACUGAGGUUCUUCUUCAUCACGGCGCAAAUCCAACUCUUGUUGCCAACUACUUGUUAGAUAAAAAAUUAAUGGUAAAGCAGAAAGAUAUAUAUAAUAUAAAGCAGAAAAUGAAGUUUCGAGGUUCUGCUGUUGAUGAAAUCAGAAAUGUUUUGACUGGUACGAAACAUAACAUACAUGCUAAUAUGGAAGGAUACAUUGAGGCUAUUACUUGGUCCACUCCAGAACAACAGAGCAUUUUGCAUAAGUUUCCGGAAGUUGUUAUGAUGGAUGGUACAUACAAAGUCAACAAUAUGGCAAUGCCAUUGUACACCCUUGCAAUUGUGGACUGCAAUGGAAUAGGUCAGCCAGUAAUGCAUAGUCUUGUUGAUAGAGAAGAUCAGAUUCAUUUAGAGAUGAUCCUAGAAGAUAUUCGGUGUUGGACAGGUGAUCUACUAAAGUCUGCUACGUUUGUUAUUGAUAAAGAUUAUGCUGAAAUCUCUGCUAUAAAAACUGUUUUUCCAAAAAGCAGAAUUCUUCUUUGUCGUUUUCAUAUAGUAAAAGCAUUUGUUCUGGAACUUAAGAAGUUGCCAGUGUCUGAAAGCGAGCAAGAUUUAAUUUAUGAGAAAAUUCAAAGCAUGGUAUACGGUAACCAAGCACAAUGUGAAGAUGCAAUAAACUUUGUUAAAAAUGCUUUUCCCAAUUUUUAUGCUUAUCUGGAACGAAACUGGUUAUCAAUUGGGGAGAUGUUUUUUGGGUAUCAACGAAAUGGAGUAAUGCACCUUGACAACCACACAAAUAACAGAUUAGAAAGAUAUCACCGAUCGUUAAAAGCUGUUACUGCUACUUCUAGAAUAAGCCCAUGAAUUCUGAUAGAAAAGUUGAUUUCUUUGGAUAGAGUAAUAUACUCAAAAAUAUUGCACUCUGAUUUUGAUCAGCGUCUCAAAACUAGAAAAGAUGUUCCGGAUGCUCUAAAAGAGUAUUCUGAUAAAGUGUCAUCUUUUUGUUUGAAUUUC
Molecule: messenger RNA, 1912 nt
Organism: Hydra vulgaris (swiftwater hydra)
Lineage: Eukaryota; Metazoa; Cnidaria; Hydrozoa; Anthoathecata; Hydridae
Source: RefSeq, a predicted model, not a curated record